CUCUCCGACUCUCCGUUCCGAUGCUGCUCUCUCAAAUGGGCUCACUACUUGAUGCUCGUCUGCGUCUCCAUCCCGCUUUGGCUGUUGCAGCUGCACAAGUACAGACCCAUACGAUUUGUCCUGCAUCCGGGUCGCGAAGAUGGACAAAGCGCAAAGGCGGCUUCCGAGAAGUAGUUCUGUCCAACGUCCCGAAACCUGGUGGGAGCAAGUUCGAGGUCGGGUUGAGGAUGGGGAUGCACGUCGAGGUUGUGAUAGACAACUAGGCAUGGGGCAACCCAUUGGCGCCGUGAUCU
Messenger RNA from Cutaneotrichosporon oleaginosum, 293 nucleotides. RefSeq lists its product as uncharacterized. The record is from RefSeq and is a predicted model, not a curated record. Lineage: Eukaryota; Fungi; Basidiomycota; Tremellomycetes; Trichosporonales; Trichosporonaceae.